CCAUUCACGAAGCACUACUAUUUCGCAUCCAUCUUCCCCGAUCAGUCUUCGAGAGGAAAUUGAUCCAUUCGGAGGUGGAUCGCUCCCACCUGCUAAAAGACACUCAUCAGCACUCACAGACAACCUUUCGGAGCUGAGCAGUCCUCUGCUGUCUUGGUGGUUGUUUUAGCACCUACAACGUGACCGCGCGAAGGUGUUGAUCUCGGUAAUGCCGCAAGGCGAUCGUGUGCGUCGUUGAGUUGCUUAUACCGCCCCGUCCGUCGUAGAACCGAACAAGUUUUGUAAAUAUAGCAGCGCGCGGCGCGAGUUUUCGGUGCUGUGGGGAAGUCCUCUCCAGCCGGUUUGGAUUCUGACGGCGCAGAGUGUCGAACGGUUUCGAACCGCGCGAAUCGAAAUCUCGGGCCCGGGAAGUGCGGCGAAUACAGUGGUACACGAUAGGAGUUUUUCUACACACGUGGAAAGGAGGUGCAGCGCCCGUUGGUGAUAAUGGAGAAGUGCAGUGUGCUGUUGUGCGGAUUUUUGCUCGUACUUUCGCCAGUAUUGUGCCUAACACCUGCUCAAUCACACAAUACUAUUAUCCAGCAAAGAUAUUGUCAGCCGUCGAGCAGAAAUGUACUAAGUGCAACGGAUGCGUUUCGACCGUUAUGUGGAGAAUUACAAAUGAUUGCAUGCUGUAAUAAAGUGGCAAACCUGAUUACGAGCAAUCCAAAUUUGUAUCUCUGCGCUUCGAAUUCAAAAGGUUAUACUUUAACCAACAAUUGUAUACUACCAUCUGCCAAUGUAGAGUCCAGUAUUGUGUUCAGAGAUGAUCAAUACGAUACCUCAAAUGCCUAUUAUCCGCAGCAGAAAACGUCGAGUACUCCUAGAUCCGAGUACCGUCCUGUGCAAUAUCAGACCCGAGUGCAACAGGUAUCUGCGCCUACGCCAACUAAUGCCCAACCUGCAUAUCAGACCCUAAGUGCACAACCAGUACAACCGGUACAAACGGGGACAUUCCAGUUCAACUUUGGCAAUCCUCAAGAUGCCCUUCAAGUACCAAUCGCUCAGCCAGGAUCAUCCCAGAACAUUAAUGGAUUCAGUCAACCAACUAAGCUGAUGCAAAGACCUUCCAACAACGGUCCAGUUUCUCAGUACAACGUCAACGGCAAUGCCGACGAUGACGAUUACGAUGACGACAGAGUGGUUGUUGAGACCGGUACCCCAGGAUAUCAAGCGAUGGAGUUUGCGUUGAAUCUUUUCAAGAAUUUGGAUCGACCAGCAAAUGGAGAUUCCGUCUUAAGCCCCUUGCUGCCCCAGUUGUUGUUAUCGAAUUUGGUUGACUACGCUAGCCCAGCAGCUAAAGCACAACUUAAAAAGACCAUCAUAUUGCACCCGAACCAGCUGGCUUCCUUAGCCGGCAAACUGGACAAGAUUUCAAAGUCAACAGUGAAUACCAUUGAAACAGCUUCUGCCAACUUUGUCGGCGAAGACGUGCAGCUGAACAAGACUUACGCCACCGACGCCGGACUACGGAAUGUAGAAGUAAGGCGAGUAGAUUUCAAUCAGCCGUAUCUUGCUGCUCGUAAUGCCAAUAACUGGGUUUCUGGAAAAACUCACAACUUGAUCAACGAGAUUCUAAAUCCUAGUGCCAUCAGCCCAUACACUCGUCUUCUGCUGGCAAACACAAUCUACUUCAAGGGCAUGUGGAAGUAUACGUUUAUCGAAUCGAAUCCAGGAAAGUUUGAGUCCUCACCAAACAAUCCCCGACAGCUCAACAAAAUGUUCCAGCUGAACAAACUGCGAUACGGUGAACUGAGUUUCCCCGAUGGUAACGGGCUUCGUUGGGUAGAGCUACCCUACGAGGGCAACAGUUUAGCCAUGUUGGUGUUCCUACCCAAAGUACGACAUCAGCUGGAAGCAUCAGUUCGUCAGCUGAAGCCCUACGAUUUGGCCAAAGUGAUGGCUGACCUGCACAGCAGUUACAUCAACACCAAGGUGCAUCUGCAUAUGCCCAAGUUCACGCUAACCGACUCGAUAUCGUUGAUCCCGGCUUUGAAGCGAAUGGGACUGCACUCGAUCUUCCAGGAUCCGGACGCACUCCCAUACAUUACCAACGAAUCCACAAUGGUGUCCGAUGUUACGCAGCGAUCGUUCAUGAGUGUGGAUGAAUUCGGCACCAAGGCUACCUCGGUGGCUUCACUGUCGAUUGUCACGCUCAGUAUAACACCCCAGUUCAGGGACGUGAAGUUUGAUGUGGAUCAGCCAUUUUUGACGAUGAUCGUCGACAAGCAGGAGCGCUAUCCGUUCUUCAUUGCGCAGAUUAAUGAUCCAAGGGAGUAAAACCGACCAGUGUGUAUCCUAGUUUAGUGUUAAAAGCUGACAAAUAUAAACGCAAUUUAACUUCAUUGUCAUUCUGCAGAUAAAAGUCUGUAAUUUCGCUAAUAAAGAAUACAAAUUUCAUAAAUAUA
Aedes albopictus (Asian tiger mosquito) is the source of this 2447-nucleotide messenger RNA. Its product is annotated as glia-derived nexin-like. The transcript has 5 exons. The record is from RefSeq and is a predicted model, not a curated record. Gene Ontology annotation, molecular function: serine-type endopeptidase inhibitor activity. Lineage: Eukaryota; Metazoa; Arthropoda; Insecta; Diptera; Culicidae. Bases 487 to 2319 code for a protein of 610 amino acids.